Messenger RNA from Melanotaenia boesemani (Boeseman's rainbowfish), 1886 nucleotides. RefSeq lists its product as uncharacterized. Gene Ontology annotation, molecular function: metal ion binding. The transcript is spliced from 2 exons. The coding region runs from base 387 to 1121 and encodes 244 amino acids. NCBI's taxonomy places the organism in Eukaryota, Metazoa, Chordata, Actinopteri, Atheriniformes, Melanotaeniidae. The record is from RefSeq and is a predicted model, not a curated record.
UCUGUGACCCUGUGGCUUGGUGGAGAUCUGCAAUCUCAGGUUGCUUCUAGUUGUGAACUGUAUUUUUGUUUCACAGUUUGUGCUUUCAAUGAUGAGCGCUGUUUAAAAUUUCUGGUUGUAAUACUACGCCUGUCCUGCAGGUGUCAGUGCAGGGACGUAGAACAUACAGAGGCAGCAAGUAGUAAUAGCAGCAGCUAUCCAGUAGACUAACAUUGGUGUUUUUUGAAGAAAUUUUACAAAGUAAAAUGAAAAUAAUUGCGUAUAUAUUCCUUUAGGUUAUUUGAAUAACUUAAUAUCUUCACCCAGUAAGGAAUAGUCAUCCAGGAAUUCCAUUAUUGCUCUAUAUUUUGAGACCGAUCUGUUAGGCUAACUAGCUUACCUCCAGCAUGAACUCCCUGGUUGACUACGGAGUUUCCUCUGAUAGCGACGGAGAGGUAGACGAUGUAAACAGUGGCAAAGCUGACGUCGUUGAGGAUUUUGGUGAUAAGGAGGCAGCAGCUGUCAAAAAAUCUCGCAACUUUUUGCUGGAGUCUGGUUCAGCUUCAAGCGAAUCAGAACCAGAUGACGAUCAAGAUCCCCCAUCAUCACCACCCCACCCCCAAACACCUUCUGCAUCCUACCAGCCCAUCCUCCCUGCGCCUUCCUUAGAUUCCCUGAACCCGACUAAGCUACCCUCUCCGUCUCUGUCCACCUGCUCUGACAGCAGUGUGUUCGCCAAUCCCUUCAAAGCUCAGGCCGACCAGAGACUCAGCGCCUUGCAGAAACACGUCCCCCUCACAAUGCAGGCCAAACCCUCCCAGAUAGGCGGCAAAAGGAUAUGUGUGUCAUACAGAAAAGAUGGAAGGUGCAGGUUUGGGAUCAAAUGCAAGUUUGCUCAUGAUAGUGACCUCCAGAUUCCAGUUGCUCCCAGUGACUGUCAUCCACCUGUGAGUGAAGAAACCCCAGAGGCAGCUCAAGCUGUGGGAUCACAAAACCUCCAACAGGACUCUAAAGAGGAAGCGUCAGAGGGGCAGCCAGUGAAGAAGAGGAGAGUUGGACUGAGUAACACUUUGAUUCCUCCUAAAAGAGCUUUGAAGCAAUAUACAACACAGAGGGACAGAGAGCGGAUCAGUAUGUCUUGAUGUUUUAAGAAACUAAAAUAAAGUCUAUGGAGAUUUGUUUAGAAUUUAAGCAUGUGUUUAAAGAAUAAACUAAUGACUAAUUUGCCUGAUAUCAGACAUAACUGUGGAUGUUCAGGACCAGGUAGAUGACUUGCACCUGCAGUAAUAUAUCCGACAUGCUUUGCUCUAAGGUUAUUUCCUUAAUACACAAACUUAAAGUGCAAUGCAUUGAUACAUACUACUGAUAAACAGUACAGUUGCUCCUGUUGAAUAGGAGAAAAACAUGAUGGGUAGACCCCAAAUCUGUGUUUUCGAACAAUAACUGUUGACACACUGAAUAAAUGUCAAGACAUUUAUUUACAUCUUAUACCUGGACAGUUUUUAUAGUUUGUGCUAGAACAAAUCUAAGGUGAGCGGUUAUAAGGUUCUACGUAGUUUUGCUCAUCAAGACAUUACAUUUCAAAGGUUAUUAACAAAUCAGUGACUGUUAAUGUGAUUCACUUUGAGAAAGGUCCACGUUUGGCUGCUGAGGAUGAUGUUAGAGGGAAUCGGGAGUAUACAGGUUUUUAUUUUUUCAUAACUCUAGAUCAAUUUUGAUUAACAACUGAACUAAUGUCAUCAAUGUGGGUUUACUGGCUGCCUAAAUCUGAAAUGUGCACCACGUGACUGUUUACGGGUAUGGCAAGAAUCUGUUUUCAUCCUUACUUUUAGGGUUUGACAUGUUAGCUCAUAUUUUUCUUUUAACCUUAUCUAAUAAAGAUCCAUUAAAAUGUGAUAAACUAAAAA